AUGGAUCCUAUACCGUCGCUGCCCAAAUUCCACAAGGCGAACACUGAGUUAGUGAUCUGGGGCGAUCUGUUCACAGGAUACGUGAUUGCGAAAGCUAGCGCGUCCCGGUCGGCCCAGACGGUUGCGGAAUCGUACGAAGAGUGUGUAUUUCGCCGAUUUGGUACCAGUGAGAUGAUCCGGCAUGAUGGAGAAUUCGGCUUCAUGUCCGAUUUCUUCCGGGUCUUUAACAAGAUCCUGGGACAACGGCAGCGGACGACGAUGGCAUAUUGGCCACAAGACAACGGGGCCGCUGAAAGAAUGGUGCUGACCGCGACCAGGGCGCUCAAGAUGUACGUUCGCGAUCUCGAUCAGAAGGAUUGGGACGAGUAUGAUGAGCGGCUCACCUUCGCGAUCAACACGGCUCACGAUCGGAUCCGAGGAGAUACCCCUCACUAUUUGGUGCAUGGGUGGAAUCCGAGAUCGACAUUGGAGGCUACAUUGCCGGUCGGAUGCACGAGACGGCGCGAUCGAGACGCACAGCGGUGGCGUUAUCGGGUCCAGCGAUAUUAUCAGCAGCCCCGAGAACAAGUCAAUGCCAGAUUGAAGGAGGACAUUGCUGAUCGGGCCGGCCGACACGACGAGGACGUCGGAUCGCACCAGAUCGAGGCCGGAUCUCACAUCUGGUUAUACCUUGAUCGGGCGAAGGAAGGGUACGCGUGGAAUUUGACCCACCUGUGGCAUGGGCCGUUCCGAGUCGCCCAAAUGAUCAACGAAUUCAGCGUCAAGCUCGGGAUCGCAGGUACCGGGUACCAGAUCUUCUCAGUAGUGCAGGUUUCAAAGUUGAAAUUGGUCAAGGAUUUUCCGGGUCGUUUGCGAGUAGAACUCACGGUGGAUGAGACGGAUCGUCUCGAUUUCGAUGAGAUCCUGCUUCCGGAGGACAGUUGGGUUCCAGAUCUCCGGGCCGAUAGGUACGAAGUCGAGCGGAUAUCGGAUGUGCGGAGUUGGAAGAAGACACGAUUUGGUCGGAUCUACCGAGAAUUCCUGGUGCAUUGGACAGGAUAUGACGGGCCGACCUGGGUCGACGAAGCCGAUCUCAACUGCGGGCCAAUAUUGAACGCCUUCCUGCGGAAACGGGCUAAUCGAAACCGCCUCAAUGUGUCGUGUAGGACACGAUAG
Phytophthora megakarya is the source of this 1155-nucleotide messenger RNA. The record is from the annotation of a GenBank genome assembly. Lineage: Eukaryota; Oomycota; Peronosporomycetes; Peronosporales; Peronosporaceae.